Molecule: messenger RNA, 624 nt
Organism: Aspergillus udagawae
Lineage: Eukaryota; Fungi; Ascomycota; Eurotiomycetes; Eurotiales; Aspergillaceae
Product: class I SAM-dependent methyltransferase
Exons: 1
Coding region: 1-624 (207 amino acids)
Molecular function (GO): S-adenosylmethionine-dependent methyltransferase activity
Source: RefSeq, a predicted model, not a curated record
AUGGCGAAACGCGGGAUUGAAGCAUACUCCCUCGAGCCUAAUGCAGACCGGAAAAUGGUGCAGAUACAAGAGGCACAAGCGCAGGGAGUUACGAUUUGCAGCGGCUCAGCAGAGGAAAUCCCCUUCCGCGACAGGACGUUCGACGCUGCCGUGGCCAUGUGGAUUCUCCACUAUGUAGAUGAUCUCGACAAAUCACUACGGGAGAUAGCACGCGUCGUUGACCCCAGCAGUCCGAAUUCCCGAAUUGUCAUUGUGCAGGGCGCUCCGGAUAAUGAACUGGUCAAUUUAUUGAAUGACGUCUGCGCCCCCCUUAGUGCACAGAACACCGCUAUUGACCAUCAGGGGUAUCUUUUGAACGCCGCGGCAACAGUCUUUGCUGAGUACGGCUUUGGCGAUGUUGAGGUCUUCCGUGUCAAUGCGUACUGUGCCUUUCCAGAAGAAGAUUUGACGGAGAGAUGCCAGAAAGCGGCUGAGGUGUUGGCGGGUUUCUGGUUCAGGGACGAUGCGAACUUUGUGCUGAUGAAGGAGGCGCUAAUCCCGCAUCUGAAACUGCAUUUCAGGGAUCGCCCGUAUGCGAUCAAUGAUGAGGUUGCUGUUUUGGUGGCUAAGCCGCUGCCAAAUUGA